CUCCACAACAUCAUCAGCCUCUAUCCGCCACAAUCCGGGUCCCUCGCUUCUGCUUCACUUCAAACCAUUGUCUCGAGAAAUCAUAGAACGUCAACUACUAUCCUAGUAGAAUCUUUCCGGGGUAUUGGCCAAUUUGGUUGCACAUCGAUCGCAAUCGCGAUAGGGCCUUCUUUCUCUUCGAACCCCCUCAUCAGAGGUAUUCAUUAUAAUGGCUACCGGGCGUUCCAACAGCACCGAGACACAGUACUACGAGCCGGAUCCGGACUCCUAUGUCCAAUACCAGCGCGAAAUUUAUGGCAGUCUACGCCGGCCGAAGUAUUCAACGAAGCCUGCGCAAUGGGAAGCUGCUGCUAGAGCCGCCGUUCCAUUACCCAACUUCUUGUACGUAAAUGGCUCUGCGAGUAGCGAAUCGACUUAUGCCGCCAACAUGUCGGCUUUCCAACGCUACCGCCUCCGCCCGUGGAUGCUAGUACAGGCCACGCGACGAGACAUGUCUGUGGAAAUCUUUGGACGCCGUUACCCAACCCCCUUGCUCGCAGCUCCAAUCGGUGUGCAAGGAAUCCUUCAUCGUGAAGCCGAGGAGGCAACUGCUCGAGCUUGCGCGUCCGUCAAGGUCCCCAUGAUUCUUAGUACUGCUGCAACGAGAUCGAUCGAACAAGUUGCCGAAGCCAAUGGAGAUGGAGAUCGCUGGUACCAGCUCUAUUGGCCAAAACCUCAGGCGGAAGAAUUCACAGCGAGCUUGUUGCGCCGCGCGAAAGCGAGUGGUUUCCAGGUACUGGUCGUUACUCUCGACACUUUUAUGAUCGGCUGGAGACCGAGUGAUCUUGAUGAGAGCUAUUUGCCUUUCAUUUACGGCACCGGUUGCGCAGUCGGCUUUUCCGAUCCUGUCUUCCAGCGCAUGUACGAAAAGGAGCAGGCCGAGGAUACGCGGAGUGUAAGCGAGAAGAUAUCUGAGAUCUGGCAAAUUCUCAAACGCCCAGGGAGCGUUGGCGGUGCAGCAAAGGUGCUUGCACAUGCAGGCGUUAUGAAGAAAGCGAUGUUCUUCACCUCCCUUAUUGCGUCUGGAAGCUAUCGCGAUUGGAAUGACUUGCAGACUCUACGCAAGUACUGGGAUGGACCCAUUGUCCUGAAGGGUAUUCAGACAGUCGAAGACGCACACAGAGCUAUCGAUCAUGGCAUCGAGGGCAUUGUGGUCUCAAAUCAUGGAGGAAGACAGCUUGAUGGGGCCAUGGCCUCACUUGAUGCAUUAGCUGAGAUUGGUGCAGACGAUAGGGUAAAGAGCUCGGGCUUGACAAUCCUCUUUGACAGUGGCAUACGCACCGGCUCGGACGUACUGAAAGCCCUUGCUUUGGGCGCACGGGCUGUUCUUGUUGGACGGCCAUACGUGUAUGGACUUGCUAUGGGCGGAGAAGAAGGUGUACGCCACGUUUUAAACUGCAUGCUUGCCGAUACCGACAAUUCACUAGCGAACCUUGGCAAGAAGAGCAUAGCAGAGAUCAGCCGGGAUGACUUGAGAGUGAUCCAGCAACCAGCAAAGUUAUAGUGAAUAGCCCGUUCGUUUCGUUGCGAAUAGUUAUUCAGUAUGAGAGUCUCUGUUGCGCCACCUACAAAACUUUAAUGCCUCUUAUGAGUACGAUAUACCGACUAAGCAGGUUACAACCGCUUCCAUAAGUUUCUUCGAGAAAAAGGCGGGGUGCCCAAGGCGUCAAAAAAACAAGCAGAUUUAGUGCCUGCCUCAGAUGCAGGUUCUUGGGUAAUAGGUCGUACAUGACAUACACGAACCAAAGCGGCCAAUCGUAGAGGACGGAGCACCUGCAGUUUGUUCCUUUUGCUCGGGUAUCGCUAAGUUAAUUUCAUCCUGAUUCAUGAGUGUUCUUGAUCCUACGUCCGCACGUCCUCCCAAUCGCAGGCUCUAUUUGCUGCAUUUUCUUUUUGCCAAUCGGCCGUCUUGACACGCC
This is a messenger RNA of Cucurbitaria berberidis CBS 394.84, 1958 nucleotides long. Its product is annotated as FMN-dependent alpha-hydroxy acid dehydrogenase. The record is from RefSeq and is a predicted model, not a curated record. Lineage: Eukaryota; Fungi; Ascomycota; Dothideomycetes; Pleosporales; Cucurbitariaceae. The coding region runs from base 209 to 1543 and encodes 444 amino acids. The transcript has a single exon. Gene Ontology annotation, molecular function: oxidoreductase activity; FMN binding.